Messenger RNA from Artibeus jamaicensis (Jamaican fruit-eating bat), 616 nucleotides. RefSeq names its product late endosomal/lysosomal adaptor, MAPK and MTOR activator 4 (gene LAMTOR4). Gene Ontology annotation, biological process: positive regulation of TOR signaling; cellular response to amino acid stimulus. Gene Ontology annotation, cellular component: lysosome; Ragulator complex. The record is from RefSeq and is a predicted model, not a curated record. Gene Ontology annotation, molecular function: guanyl-nucleotide exchange factor activity. Bases 94 to 342 code for a protein of 82 amino acids. The transcript is spliced from 4 exons. Lineage: Eukaryota; Metazoa; Chordata; Mammalia; Chiroptera; Phyllostomidae.
AGGCGGAGCCUGUCUGGUGGAAGCACGUGACCUGGUCCUGGAUCCGGAAGCUACCUAUCUAGUAGGGAGCACCCCUCCGCACCUAAGGCUGCGAUGACUUCUGCACUGACCCAGGGGCUGGAGCGAAUUCCCGAUCAGCUCGGGUACCUGGUUCUGAGUGAAGGCGCAGUGCUGGCGUCAUCUGGGGAUCUAGAGAAUGAUGAGCAGGCAGCCAGUGCCAUCUCUGAGCUGGUCAGCACAGCCUGCGGUUUCCGGCUACACCACGGCAUGAACAUACCCUUCAAGCGCCUGUCAGGUGUGUCUCCCUUCCAGUGGUCUUUGGAGAACACACGCUGCUGGUGACCGUGUCAGGACAGAGGGUGUUUGUGGUGAAGAGGCAGAAUCGAGGCCGGGAGCCCAUUGACGUCUGAGCCUGCCAAAGGCGAGGGGCAGAGGUGGACUGGGUCCAUGAACCUCUGAUGACAAAGAUACAAACUUCUUCCACCUUUCUUGGCCUGCUGCUAGAACUAAGGCUUUCUGUUCCCCCCUCCCCCCACCCCGCCCCCAUUACCUGGAAGGGCUUGGUGACUGCACUGUGUUAAGGACUGUGAGGAAAUAAACAUGAGUCUGUUGAUGU